Megalobrama amblycephala (Wuchang bream) is the source of this 1083-nucleotide messenger RNA. RefSeq names its product PARK2 co-regulated (gene pacrg). The record is from RefSeq and is a predicted model, not a curated record. Bases 137 to 847 code for a protein of 236 amino acids. The transcript has 5 exons. Gene Ontology annotation, cellular component: neuron projection; cytosol; vesicle. Gene Ontology annotation, molecular function: Hsp70 protein binding; Hsp90 protein binding. Lineage: Eukaryota; Metazoa; Chordata; Actinopteri; Cypriniformes; Xenocyprididae.
GCAGCGCGUCCACAAGUGAGUCCUUGGCAACCCAAACAGAUGAGCACUAAUGCGACACCAAUGAGUUAGCAGGUGUUCUACUCGCAGUUUUAUUCUAUUAAAUGUAUUGAUCUUUUUAAACGGAAACUGUGCUGUGAUGUGUACGAAAAUGAGAGCCUUUGAACCUUUGGUUAAAAGACAACUGAAAACUGAAGGAUUUACGGUGAAAUCCACCAUGAAGAAUUCAGUGGUGGUGGGCCCUCCAGCUGCAGGGGCUUUCAAAGAGAGGCCAGCUAAACCCACAGCCUUCCGUAAGUUCUACGAGCGUGGAGACUUUCCCAUCGCCCUAGAACAUGAUUCUAAAGGCAACCGCAUUGCAUGGAAGGUGGAGAUUGAAAAACUGGACUACCAUCACUACCUCCCCCUGUUCUUUGAUGGUCUGUGCGAGACAGUUCACCCCUAUGAGUUCUUCGCUCGACAGGGCAUCCAUGACAUGCUGGAGCACGGUGGCAGCAAGGUCCUGCCUGUUAUUCCACAGCUCAUCAUACCAAUCAAGAACGCCCUCAACACGAGGAACAGGCAGGUCAUCUGCACCACGCUGAAGGUUCUGCAGCACCUGGUUGUAUCAGCAGAUAUGGUGGGUGAGGCGCUGGUCCCAUACUACAGACAGAUCCUCCCCAUCCUAAACAUCUUCAAGAACAUGAACAAAAACUCCGGUGACGGUAUUGACUACAGUCAGCAGAAGAGGGAGAACAUUGGAGACCUGAUCCAGGAAACGCUUGAGGUGUUUGAACGCUAUGGGGGCGAGGAUGCCUUCAUCAACAUCAAAUACAUGGUGCCCACCUACGAGUCCUGCCUCCUCAACUAAAAAGAGCGGAGAACUCACUCGCAAACACACACACAGACAUACGCAUUCUUAUUCAAACAUGUAAACACACACACCUUAUGUUACAUUCCUAAUUUCUGACUUUAUUGAAGAUGAAAUGAGUCUGUGCGACACGGCUGUUUGUAUCGGAGAAAACACUCAUACACACGCAUAGCUUCCUGUGAAGAUGAACAGACACAAGGAGCGCAUGGGUCAAUAAAUCUCUCAGUGGCAACUAA